This is a messenger RNA of Dentiscutata erythropus, 198 nucleotides long. Lineage: Eukaryota; Fungi; Glomeromycota; Glomeromycetes; Diversisporales; Gigasporaceae. The record is from the annotation of a GenBank genome assembly.
AUGUGUACUGAUAAGCUCCUCAAGAAAAUAGGUGAUAAAAUUAGCAGAAAGUUGACUCCCGAAGAGAAAGAUAGUAAAUUCGUCAGAGAAGAAACCACAGCUCCACUUGGAUUGGCCGUAAUCCCACUUACCUUUACUUCCAAUGUAAUAAAAAAUUAUCGCCUUAGUAAUUAUGAAUCCAUCACAAUCCCGACUGAA